UUGUCGGCUGAUUGUAAUGUUUGCUUUGUUUGUUUUUUUUAUCCUCAGAGCUCGGUGAAGACCCUGUUUAAGUGCACGUGGCCUGGAUGUGGGAAGACCCUCAGCACGUGUUCCGGCAUCGAGAGACAUGUUCGCUCAGCACAUCUGGGGCCCAAAGAUGAGGGUGAGGAUGGAGACUGCAGUGACCAUGAAGAAGAGUUCUAUUACACCGAGAUCGAGGUCUCGGUCGACACGGUCGCGGACACUUUCGCCAACAUGUGCGCGGCGUCCCCACCCCUCCGUCAGCUCUCCCCACCCCCCGUACACCAGGUGGAGAUGGCUCGACCCCCCCACGAGGACCACAUGUACUUCCAGCUCCCCCCCACCGGAAAAGUGGUACAGGCCGUUAUUACUUCACAGGGUGCAGCUGCUCCGAUGACCAUUCCAGUCCCUCCGGCAAGCGCCUUCGCCUGGCAGCAGAGUAACUCCCUCCCCAGCUCUCCUGUACUGCCCAUGGCUCCUACUCCCAUUUCUCCGCCAUUCCGUCAGCGCUCCAACAGCGCGUCGGCCCGGCAGCAGCAGCACCAGGCCAUGUCCCCGAAGACGGCCGGCAGCGUUCCGUUCCCGCGCAAGAUCCGCAGCGAGGGCAAGAAGUGCCGCAAGGUCUACGGGAUGGAGAACCGCGACCUCUGGUGCACCCAGUGCCGAUGGAAGAAGGCUUGUUCGCGCUUCUUGGACUAGCAGCUAAAAAGUCAGAGUUCCUUAGCCCUGAGUAAUAGGCCAGCUCACGGUUUGGACUGUGCAUGCCCGGG
Messenger RNA from Branchiostoma floridae (Florida lancelet), 791 nucleotides. RefSeq names its product zinc finger protein 704-like. The transcript has 4 exons. Gene Ontology annotation, biological process: regulation of transcription by RNA polymerase II. Gene Ontology annotation, cellular component: nucleus. Gene Ontology annotation, molecular function: RNA polymerase II cis-regulatory region sequence-specific DNA binding; DNA-binding transcription factor activity. The record is from RefSeq and is a predicted model, not a curated record. Lineage: Eukaryota; Metazoa; Chordata; Leptocardii; Amphioxiformes; Branchiostomatidae. The annotation marks the transcript as partial.